Molecule: messenger RNA, 5110 nt
Organism: Clarias gariepinus (North African catfish)
Lineage: Eukaryota; Metazoa; Chordata; Actinopteri; Siluriformes; Clariidae
Product: roundabout homolog 2-like
Exons: 27
Coding region: 379-4605 (1408 amino acids)
Molecular function (GO): protein binding
Source: RefSeq, a predicted model, not a curated record
CGGCAAGGUGCAUUCCUCGUAAUGCAAAUCCGGAGCGUUUAAUUGCGCAGGUUAAGGAGUGUGAGAGGUCUGUUUGAGCGCAUCCGCGUCCGCGCUGAACCUGCGUGGAUCCUCAGCAGGACUCCGGGGCUGUGAGUGGAUUUGUGUGCAGCGAUCACUUGACACGAUGCUGUCAGACUCAGAGGCGGAGAGUGGAUGACCCGGGCUGCUGAAGAUGCGCGGAUCAGUGACAUUCUCCUCCAUCCGCUGCUGGCAAGAAGGAGUGAAGAAACUUUUCUAAAUCUAAAUGAGAAAUUCCUCUAAAUGAUCCCAUUCAGUGUGUGGACUAAAAAAAAAAAAAAGACACAACCAAACGACUUCUGCUCCAAGUUGUGAUUAAUGAAUCCAUCGCCUGGUCGCGAUGAGAGAUACUGUGUCACCAUGAAGCUUCUGCAGUUGAUUGUUUUGUGCGGGUUUCUGAACACUCAGAUCAGUGGAUCUCGUGUCCGUCAGGAGGACUAUCCGCCCCGGAUCGUGGAGCACCCAUCAGACCUGAUCGUGUCGAAGGGUGAGCCGGCCACUCUGAACUGUAAGGCCGAGGGCCGUCCGGCACCAACUAUCGAGUGGUAUAAAGACGGCGAGCGUGUGGAGACAGACAGGGACAACCCACGCUCGCACCGUAUGCUCCUGCCCAGCGGCUCACUCUUCUUCCUGCGCAUCGUGCACGGCCGCCGGAGCAAACCCGAUGACGGCAGCUACGUGUGUGUGGCCAGGAACUACAUGGGAGAGGCCGUCAGUCACAAUGCAUCACUGGAAGUGGCAUUCCUGCGUGAUGACUUCCGGCAGAAUCCUCAGGAUGUGGUGAUAGCAGUAGGAGAAUCGGCUACGCUGGAGUGUCAGGCUCCCCGAGGUCAUCCAGAGCCCACCACCUUCUGGAGGAAGGAUAAAGCUCGGCUUGACCUUAAAGACGACAGGAUAACUAUUCGAGGCGGGAAGUUGACCAUCUCCAACACCCGAAAGAGCGAUGGAGGGAUGUACGUGUGUGUGGCGACCAACAUGGUGGGGGAGAGGGAGAGCGAGAUGGCUCAACUGUCUGUGUUUGAGAAGCCCACAUUCGUGCGUAGGCCAGUGAACCAGGUAGCGCUAUUGGACGAGAAUGUAGAGUUCAGGUGCCAGGUGCAAGGAGAUCCCCCUCCGUCACUGCGCUGGAGGAAGGACGAGGCCGAGAUUCCCCGCACCAGGUACGAGAUGAAAUACGAAAAGGACGACUAUGUAUUGAGGAUUAAGAAAGUGUCUUCUGGGGAGCAGGGAAGCUUCACGUGCAUUGCCGAGAACCGGGUGGGCAAAGUGGAAUCAUCGGCUACGCUCACAGUCAGGGAGGCACCCCAGUUUGUUGUGCGGCCCCGGGACCAGAUUGUGAUGCAGGGACGUACCGCUACCUUCCCGUGCGAGGCCAAGGGAAACCCGCAGCCUGCUGUGUUCUGGCAGAGAGAGGGGAGCAAGGACCUGCUUUUUCCAAAUCAACCUGCCCAGGCAGGAAGUCGCUUCUCAGUGGCUCAGAAUGGAGAUCUGAGCAUUGCUUCGGUCCAGCGCUCAGACGCAGGCUAUUACAUCUGCCAGGCUCUCACAGUAGCAGGCAGUAUACUGGCCAAGGCCCAGCUGGAGGUGUCUGAUGCUCUUAAAGACCGCCCACCACCCAUUAUUCAGCACGGGCCAACCAAUCAGACAGUGGCAGUGGGCACCCUGGUGGUCUUGGGGUGCAGGGCGUCUGGAGAGCCUGAACCCACGGUCACUUGGCUGAAGGACGGACUGAGUCUGUUGGCUAAAGAGCCUCGAAUGUCCCUGCUGGAGGCAGGCAGUCUGCAGAUCCAAAAUGUUAAGAUCACAGACUCCGGUCUGUACACCUGCUUGGCAACCAGCUCAAGUGGAGAGACCUCGUGGAGCGCCUACUUAGACGUCAGAGAGUCGGCCGAGCUCACGGACUCCGUAUCCCACAACGCCACUGCUCUGCCGGGUCCACCUUCCAAGCCGGAGGUCACUGAUGUCACCAAGAGCAGCGUGUCACUUUCUUGGCGUCCUGGAUCUGAGGAUGCUUCUCUUGCAUCUGCCUAUGUCAUAGAGGCCUUUGGCCAGCUGGUGAGUAACAACUGGCAGACUGUAGCGGAUCACGUGAAGGACACGCAGUACACCGUCAGAGAGCUCCGUCCAAACACCGUCUACGUCUUCAUCAUCAGAGCGGUAAACGCACAGGGGGUUGGAGACCCGAGCGCCAUGUCCGAGCCUGUCCGCACACAGGAUAUUAGUCCACCGGUGCAGGGUGUGGAUCACCGUCAGGUGCAGAAGGAGCUUGGUGAUGUCAUUGUCACUAUGCAUGAUCCCAUAGAGCUCAGCUCCACCUCGGUGCGGGUGACAUGGGCGGUUGAGAAACCUUCCCAGUUCAUCCAAGGAUACCGCGUCCUGUACAGGCAAACUUCAGGCUUACCCUCGCCGGGGGCAUGGCAGAUCCAGGACCUCAAGGCUCCAUCGGAGCGAGACGUCACUUUACAUGAACUUAAAAAGGGCGUGGUUUACGAGAUAAAGGUCCGCCCUUUCUUCAACGAGUUCCAGGGAGCAGAUAGCGAAUCUAUUACCGCACGCACUUUGGAAGAAGCCCCCAGUGCUCCUCCGCAGCAGGUGACGGUGCUGAUGGUGGGCAGUGAGAACAGCACAUCUAUCAGCAUUUCCUGGGACCCACCACCCACCGAACACCAGAACGGCAUCAUCCAGGAAUACAAGAUCUGGUGUCUGGGAAAUGAAACCCGCUUCCACGUGAACAAGACGGUGGACGCUGCGAUUCGCUCGGUGGUGGUUGGCGGCCUGCAGGUGGGCGUGCAGUACAGAGUGGAGGUGGCAGCAGGCACCAGCGCAGGCGUCGGGGUGAAAAGCGAGCCACAGACUAUUGUGAUCGGCGCCGAGUUACAGGAUGUGAUGACUGGAGACGAAGGCAGCGGUAGCAUCACGGAUGUCUUGAAGCAACCGGCCUUCAUCGCAGGCCUGGGAGGCGCGUGCUGGAUCGUUCUCAUGGGCUUCAGCGCUUGGCUCUACUGGAGGAGGAAGAAGAGAAAAGGCCUGAGCAACUAUGCUGUCCAGUCGUUCACCUUCACCCGUGCAGUGACGUUCCAGCAUGGAGACAGAGGCCUGUUGGGAAGUGCAAGUCGUCCUGGUGUGCUGAAAGCCGGUGACCCUGGCCUCCCUUGGCUAGCUGACUCCUGGCCGUCCACCAGCCUGCCUGCCAACAGUGGUUUGGGUGCUCCCAAAGACCUCACUAACUUUGGUCGUGGAGACGUACUGCCUGUUGGUGCCGGCGAGAAGACGGGCACCAUGCUGUCAGACGGUGCUAUCUACAGCAGCAUCGACUUCGCCGGCAAAACCGGCUACAGUAGCCCAGGCAGAGGAAACCAUGCCAGCCCCUAUGCCACCACACAGAUCCUGCAGUCCAACAGCUUCCACGAGCUGGCAGUGGAUCGUCCCGAGCCACGCUGGAAGGCCUCGCUGCGAGCACAGCAUGAAAUGCCCAGCCUGGGCUACUCCCUCACGGAAAACCGUUCCUGUGCCAACGGGGGGAAGAAUGGGAAGAAGAAGAAAUCAAAAGGAGGGGGUAAAACAGCAAAGCCUAAUGGCUCCUGCUGGGCCAACUUGCCCCUUCCUCCACCACCCAUGAAUCCUUUACCAGGGACAGAGAUGGACCACUAUGCCCCUGAGCAUCGAUCUGAAGGAGGGUACGAGAGCGACACCUGGGCUCCGCCUCUCCCUGUUCAGUCGUACCUACACCAGGGCAUGGAGGACGAGCUCGAGGAGGAAGAACGAGUGCCCACUCCACCCCUGAGGGGCGUGGCUUCAUCUCCAGCAGCUUUACCCUAUGGCCAGAGUUCUUCUGGCUCAUUGGGGUCCUCGCAUCAUGAGGAAAUGCAGUCUAUGCUCCAGGCCCACCUGGACGAGCUUACCCGCGCCUACCAGUACGAGGUGGCCAAGCAAAGCUGGCAUCUGAAAAGCAGCUCCCAUCCACCCAAGACCACGGGACCUCCCAUGGGCUACGUGUCCAGUACGUUGGGCUCAGACAUCCUGACCGAAGGAGAGGAUGAAGAGGGAGACAGUGAAGGCUAUGAGUUGUCACGACAGCUGUGUGGAAUAGACUAUUCCCCUGGACGCAGUCUGGAAACUGUAGAAGGAGCGAUCACAGGACACCCUUACUCUCACCGAACCCAAUCAAGCGGCGCUGGAUCCAUAGACGGAGCACUUCUAGCGACUCAGAGCCUGGGUCAUCAACGGGUAUCACAAGCUUCACAAAAGCUACGAGUAGAGACAUCAGGGACUGAACCUCAUAGGAGAGAUGACAUUGCAGAUGUGCGAACUCCUUCCUCGGAGCCCUUGCACAGCAUUGGUACACGGCUACACACCCCCUGGGGUUCUAUGGGCUGUGAUCCUCCUGAAGAGUGUGUGGUAUCUACGCUGGAGCGGCAGCAUGCAGCCAACUGGAGCUCCAGGGGCACACUGGGAUGCGUCUCACAGAGACGGUCCAGCACAGAUCAGCGGGACUCUGCAGGACGAGCAUCAGGCAGCACAGACGCUAACUACGGACAUCUAUAGUGCCGUGCCUGAGAGAUAAGCCAGACUACUCACUGCCCACGCGACUGAAAGCGAGGACGAGAGAGAAAGAGAGAGAGAGAGAGAGAGAGAGAGAACGCAAAAGAGAUUCAUUGUUCACCCCUGCAAUGUCCGAUGAGCUUCUCCCCCGGUGUUACACGAGGCGAUCUUUUUUUUACCUCAGAGACCAACACUGAACUGUGAAGCUAAUGUACAGACACACGACUCCCGAUGGUGUUCAGCUUGCAGUUUUUGCUUCUUUGUCUAAACUUAUGACGGAAACGUUACACGCCCUGCCCAUUUUGUGCCACAAAAUGUGCAUCACUUGGAAACAGCAAACAAACAAACAAAAAAAAACAAGAAAACUUUUUUUUUCGCUUUUUGAAAUCCGAAAUGUAAAUCACAAAAAAGGAUGUGUAUUUCUUGUAAAUAGCUUUUUCUAUUUGAUGUUGCUUUGCUAUGCAAACCAAAAUGUUGUUUUUUCUUUAUUAUUAUUAUUAUUAUUAUU